ACCAGCAGAGGAGCUGAACACGGGGGAAACAAACAGCCUUUCAAUCUGAUAUAGUUCAGGACAGACAUGCAUUCACACGCGUCAAUGCCGCUGAUAUCCUGCUGGGAUUUACUGCCUUUAUUCCUCUUGUCAGCCUCGCAGAUGGGUGCAGGCAGCGCAGUAUGCAGACCGGGCUUUUCUGAAGAUAUAUAUACCACCGUAAUGUCUGAAACCGUGUUGCCUGGGCAGCCUCUGUUCAUUGUGAAGUAUGUGCACUGUGGCAGAAUAUCUCAUGUGAGGUUUGAAUGUAGCCAGCCAGAGGACUUCAGGAUAUCAGUGGAUGGGGUUGUGUACGCCCGCAGGCCAUUGGACACAUCUCACUCCUGGAUUACACCCCUGCUCAUUAAAGCGCGGGAUGGUGUGACCGGACAACAGUGGCAGACACGAGUCUGGCUGUUGUCUCCAGGAGCUCAUUUGUCAGAGAAGCAUGCCAUGCCCAGGACACAUAUACCGGAAAUAGUGAUCCCUUCUCAUCCGAUAAACACGUCACUCAGACGGAUAAAGAGAGGCUGGGUUAUACCUCCAAUCAAUGUGGCAGAAAACUCAAGAGGACCUUUCCCAAUGAACCUGGUCAGGAUUCGCUCAGAUAAUGAUGAGAGGGUGAGUUUACGCUACAGCGUGACCGGACCAGGUGCCGACCAGCCACCAACCAGUGUCUUCUCCAUUGAUCCCGUUUCAGGACAACUAUCAGUACUGAAGCCUCUGGACCGCGAGCACUUGCCUAGCUUCAAUUUAAGGGCCCAUGCUGUGGACCUUAAUGGUAAUCAGGUGGAAAAUCCCAUUGACAUCAUGAUCCAUGUAAUCGACAUGAAUGACAAUCGACCAGAGUUCAUCCAACAGAUUUGGAAUGGAAGUGUUCCUGAAGGAUCUAAACCAGGUACAUCAGUUAUAACAGUAACAUCAGUAGACAAAGAUGAUCCCAAAACUCCAAACGGCCAACUCCGCUAUAAGAUUGUGUCCCAGAAUCCUGCCAGCCUGAGCCCCAACAUGUUCACUAUUAACAACAAGACAGGAAGUAUCAUCACUGUUGCAGCUGGGUUAGACCGAGAGAAAGUCCCACAGUACACACUGAUUAUUCAAGCCACUGACAUGGAAGGAAACCCAACAUACGGUCUCUCCAACACAGCCACUGCUGUGAUCACAGUCACGGAUGUCAAUGACAACCCUCCUGAGUUCACUGCUAACACCUUCUUUGGCGAGGUAUCAGAGAACCAAGUGAACGUUAUCCUGGUCAACAUGGCAGUCUCGGACAAAGACCAACCAAACACAGCAGCGUGGGACACUGUGUACAGGAUAACAGCAGGUGACCCCAUGGGUCAUUUCUCUGUGCCCACUGAUUCUGGUUCUAAUAAAGGCCUGAUGACAGUCAUCAAGCCUAUUGACUAUGAGGUGAACAGAGCGUUUGUGCUGACAGUGGUGGCUGUGAAUGAGGUUCCUAUGCAGAGAGGCGUCCAUCUGUCCCGUCAGUCCACGGCCACCGUCUCUGUCCGGGUCAAUGAUGUUAAUGAGAGCCCCUAUUUCGAGCCCAACCCCAAACUACUGAAACUUCAGGAGGGCCCGCAGACAGAGUCUGUAAUAACCACCUUCACUGCUCAGGAUCCAGACCGCUUCAUGCAGCAGAGCCUCAGAUACAGCACAUUGUCUGACCCUGGAGACUGGCUAAGAAUUGAUUCCAUAAAUGGGCUUAUCACAACCGUCAGCGUUUUGGACAGAGAAUCUCCUUAUGUUGAAAACAAUAUAUACACUGCUACAUUCCUGGCCACUGACACGGGGUUUCCUCCAGCCAGCGGUACUGGAACUCUGCAGAUCCUUCUGCUGGAUGUGAAUGAUAAUGCUCCUCAGUUUUUCCCUUCAGAAGCUAAGAUAUGUGAUAAACCUGACAACAGUGGCAUCAAUAUUACAGCACUGGAUGCAGACAUACCCCCCAACACCGGACCCUUCAUCUUUGAACUGCCUUCUGAACCUGCUGAAGUGAGAGAAAACUGGACUGUCACACAACUCCGUGUCGGCCACGUACCCAGUGGCUCGGACUAAAAAGAAGAAGAGACGGAAGGGCUCUUCCACUCCGGUCCAGUCCAGUGCAGCCGACAUCCAGUCAGGUCCAGCAGCCGGCGUCCAGUCAAGUCCAGCCGGCAUUCCAGCCAGCGUCCAGUCCGGUCCAGUCAAGUUUUUAUAUUAACAUGAGCGUUUUUGUUUUGAUUUAUACUAAUAAAGUUAUGUUUUUGUGUACUGCUGCCUGUGCUUGGAUUCUCUCUUACGGACAUUUCUCCUGUCGUGACAAUUUCUAAUAUAUCGUUAUGUCAUUUAUUAUAUUGAUAAUUCAUAAAUUAGGAAAUAUAUUUUCUUUGCGUCAUGUGUAAGGUCAUCGUGUGGGUCAUUUUAUUUACAGCUAAAUUAUUCACUUAUUAAUGAAACAUGUUUGUUUUUUUUUGUGACAAAAGACUUUGAGCAUAAAGGUCCAAAUGGGCAGGUGCUAAAUUUGUGGUUACUGAACAUUUGCAGUACAGGUGAAGUGUUGAUUUCAUUACUAUUAAAAUAUUUGCUAUAGGUAAUUAUUAAAUUAACCUUCCUGUAGCUCAGUGGUUAGAGCAUGUCGCUAGCAAUGCCAAAGUCAUGGGUUCGAUCCCAGGGAUUGCACAUACUCAGAAACAAGUGUAUAGUAUAAUGUAAUGUAAGUCGCUUUUGGUAAAAGCAUCUGCCAAAUGCAUAAAUGUAAUACUCUUCUCUGAACUCAUCUAGGUGAAUAUGCACAGCUUGGUAUUAAAGUUGACUUCAUGGAGACUGGAAUCUAUGAGGUUCCCAUUACAAUCACAGACUCGGGUGACAUGCCGCUGUCCAACACCUCGUACCUGCGAGU
Molecule: messenger RNA, 2896 nt
Organism: Triplophysa rosa
Lineage: Eukaryota; Metazoa; Chordata; Actinopteri; Cypriniformes; Nemacheilidae
Product: cadherin-2
Exons: 13
Coding region: 67-2073 (668 amino acids)
Biological process (GO): multicellular organism development; calcium-dependent cell-cell adhesion; regulation of axonogenesis
Cellular component (GO): plasma membrane; cytoplasm; postsynaptic density
Molecular function (GO): calcium ion binding; cadherin binding
Source: RefSeq, a predicted model, not a curated record